Lotus japonicus is the source of this 5140-nucleotide messenger RNA. RefSeq names its product transcriptional elongation regulator MINIYO. The record is from RefSeq and is a predicted model, not a curated record. The transcript has 10 exons. Lineage: Eukaryota; Viridiplantae; Streptophyta; Magnoliopsida; Fabales; Fabaceae. The coding region runs from base 117 to 4859 and encodes 1580 amino acids.
UUCAGUUUUUCUUGCUAAAAAGAGUGUAAUUUUUUUUUUCUUUCUUCUUCCCUCCCAGUCCACGCUCACUGUAACCAGUGCCCUUGUUGUUGUGUUGCUGAACUGAGCUCUGUGCUAUGGAGAACCAAAACGGCAAAGCAGUGGAUCCCAAGAAGAAGGUUAAGGUAUUGACCACGAGCUCUCUCAAAAUAAACGAACAAGAUGCCUCUGACUUGGUUGGUUCCAUCGUUGAAAAGGGUAUCUCUGACUCGCCAAACAACUCCACUCCCUUCAUCUCUUUUCCCAAACCCACCGUCCUUCCUUUCCCUGUUGCUCGCCAUCGUUCCCAUGGUCCUCAUUGGCGUCCGCUGAGUAGUAAAGGGGUUGUUGACGGCGAUGGUGAUGAUAAUAGUGACAAUGAUGCUGAGGAUGAAGGAGAUAAAGCUUUCAUGGAGUUUGAAAGUGUUUCAGCCUUUGCUAAUCCAGUACAAAGGAGGAGGAAAAAGGAUAUGGAUUUUAGAAAGUGGAAAGAGAUUACACAGGAUGAUAAUUCUUCCAUUGGGAAGGAAUCUGAAGAGGAUGUGUCGAGCUUUAGCCGAAAUACAAGGAAAAAGAAGAAUGCAAAUGGCAGUAUGAAUGAAGGCAAGAAAACGUCAACAUUGUCUGAUGAUAAUGUCCUUGCUUCUGCGGAAUUGGGUGCUAAAAUGCAAUUAGAUAACUCAGAUGGGGGGUUUAUCAAUGCAGCCACUUCCAUGGAACUAGAUGUGUCAAAUAAGGUUAAACCUGACUUGGAGAGAAUUCACUCUGAUAGAACGCUUGAUAACAAUGUCGAUUCUCUAGAUGUGCUAGGACCGGAGAAAAAUUACUCGAAUUCAAGUUUGCUUUCUUGUUCUAGUUUUAGAAGUGAACAAGAACCAAUGUCUUUUGAGGGGGAAAUUGAUGCUGAGAAUCGAGCUCGGAUCAAGCAAAUGUCAGCUGAGGAAAUUGUGGAAGCCCGGGCUGAGAUAAUGGAGAAGAUAAGUCCUGCUUUACUGGAAGUACUACAAAAGAGGGGGAAGGAGAAAUUGAAGAAACACAGUAGUUUAAAAUCAGAAAUGGGUACUGGCUCUGAAUCUGUGAAUCGACAUGUUCAAAAUUCUCAGGAUGCAAAGUGUGUGCAUAAAGAGGAUGACAUCUCCCAUACUAAUAUGACACCACCAUCCAGACAAAAGCUAGAUGAUGAGAAAAUUAGCACAGAGACUACAUCCACCACAAGUAAUAGCUUAUGGAAUGCUUGGAGCAAUAGAGUUGAGGCCAUUAGGGAGUUGCGAUUUUCCUUGGCUGGGGAUGUUGUUCAAAGUCAAACUGCACCGCUAUCUGCAUAUGCUAAUGUCACUGAACGCGACUAUCUGCGGACUGAGGGAGAUCCCGGUGCAGCUGGCUAUACAAUCAAAGAAGCAAUCGCACUCACUAGAAGUGUGAUUCCCGGACAAAGGGCCUUUGCAUUGCAUCUUCUUUCAUCUGUGCUUGACAAGGCAUUACACUAUAUAUGCAUUGAUAAAACUGGAGAUAUGACAAAAAGUGAGGAUAAAGUUGACAAAUCAGUUGACUGGAAGGCUGUUUGGGCUUUUGCACUUGGUCCAGAACCUGAGCUCGUGUUGGCACUAAGGAUAUGUCUUGAUGAUAACCACAAUUCUGUAGUUCUGGCAUGUGCCAAGGUUGUUCAAUGUGCAUUGAGUUGUGAUGUGAAUGAGAACUACUUUGACAUCUCAGAGACGAUAGCAACUUGUGACAAGGAUAUUUACACAGCUCCAGUUUUUAGGAGCAGACCAGAUACUGCUGCUGGAUUUCUUCCAGGGGGUUUUUGGAAGUAUAGUGCAAAACCUUCUAAUAUUCUUCCCUUCAACGAGGAUUCUAUGGAUGAUGAGACUGAGGGAAAACAUACAAUUCAAGAUGAUAUAGUGGUUGCUGGACAAGAUUUUACUGCAGGUCUAGUUCGCAUGGGAAUCCUUCCCAGACUUCGUUAUCUUUUGGAGACUGAUCCUUCAGCAGCUUUGGAAGAAUGUGUAAUUUCUAUACUGAUUGCAAUAGUAAGGCAUUCACCUUCAUGUGCUAAUGCAGUUCUGAAGUGCCAAAGGCUUAUUCAGACAAUUGUGCACAGAUUCACUGUUGACAAUAUAGAAAUUCGAUCUUCUAUGAUAAAAUCUGUAAAACUCUUGAAGGUCUUAGCUCGGUCAGACCGGAAAACUUGUCUAGAGUUUGUAAAGAAUGGGUAUUUUCAAGCUAUGACUUGGAAUUUAUAUCAAUAUCCUCCUUCCAUUGACCACUGGCUGAAGUUAGGGAAAGAAAAAUGUAAACUUGGGUCAGCUCUGAUUGUUGAACAAUUGCAAUUUUGGAGGGUCUGCAUUCAAUAUGGAUAUUGCGUGUCUUACUUCUCGGAAAUGUUCCCUGCCCUGUGCUUUUGGUUGAAUCCACCUUCAUUUAAAAAACUUAUCGAAAACAAUGUUCUUUGUGAAUCUACUUCGAUCUCCAGGGAGACAUACCUUGUUCUGGAGUCUUUGGCCGGAAGACUUCCGAAUUUAUUCUCACAGCAGUGUCUAAACAAUCAACUUCCAGAGUCCAGUGGUGGCGCAGAGGUCUGGUCUUGGAGUUAUGUUCGCCCAAUGGUUGACUUGGCUAUUAAGUGGAUUGCGAGCAGAAAUGAUCCAGAAGUAUCUAAAUUGUUUGAGGGACAGGAAGAAGGGAUAUGUGACUUCACGUUAGGAGAUCUUUCUGCAACUCCUUUGUUGUGGGUGUAUGCAGCUGUGACUGACAUGCUCUUCAGAGUGCUUGAAAGGGUGACAUUGGAGGAUGCUAUAAACCUACCGGAAGGUAAUGGGCUUGUGCCUUGGCUCCCGGACUUUGUCCCUAAGAUUGGACUUGACUUCAUCAAAUAUUGGCAUUUGGGCUUCUCAGUUUCUGCCGGGACCAAAUGUGGAAAAUAUUCCAGAGGUGGAUCUUUUAUGGAGGAGCUGAUUUAUUUGAGGCAGAAAGGUGAUAUUGAAAUGUCUUUAGCUUCCACCUGCUGUCUAAAUGGAAUGAUCAAGGUUAUUACUAGCAUGGAUAAUCUGAUACAGUCUUGCAAGACUGACAUUGGUAGUCUCCCAUACGAAGAACAAAGACUCUCGGGAGAAGAGAAAGUGCUUAAGGAAGGCAUAGUUAGUCGGUGUUUGGUUGACUUAAGGUCUAUGCUUAACUUUUUCAUGUUUUCAGUUUCUUCAGGGUGGCACUGCAUGCAGUCCAUUGAGAUUUUUGGCAGAGGAGGACCGGCUCCAGGAGUGGGAGUUGGCUGGGGUGCCCCUGGUGGAGGAUUUUGGUCAAAAACAGUUUUGUUGAUGCAAACAGAUGCAAGAUUUCUCAUCUAUUUGCUUGAAACUUUUAAAAAUGCAUCGAAAGAUGUUCCUGAAACUGAAGAAACAACUUCCACCAUGCAAAGGGUUAAAACUGCCUUGGAAUUGUAUUUAACUGCAGGGCCUAGGGAUAAGGUUGCUUUAGAAAAGACGUUGGAUCUAUUGUUCGAUGUCUCUGUUUUGAAGUACCUUGAUCUCUGUAUACAGAAUUUUCUCCUCAAUAGGAGGGGUAAAACCUUUGGUUGGCAACAUGAAGAAGAGGAUUACAUGCACUUCAGUAGAACUUUAUCGUCUCAUUUCAGGAGCAGAUGGUUGUCUGUUAAGGUGAAGUCUAAAACUGUGGAUGUUAGUAGUUCCUCGGGCACUAAGACCAAUCCAAAAUUUGAUGCUUGUUUGGACACCAUAUAUGAGGACUCAGAUAUGCCUUCCACAAGAAGUCCAUGCUCCAAUUCUUUAAUGGUAGAAUGGGCUAAACAGAAACUACCACUUCCAUUGCACUUCUACCUUAGCCCAAUCUCAACAAUUUUCCAUAGCAAGCGGGCUGGUCCCCUAAAAGCCAAUAGUGUACAUAGAGUGGACCCAGACAUGCAUGAUCUCGCUAAUUUGCGUGAAGUUUCCAAAUGUGGACUUUUCUUUGUUUUAGGUAUUGAAGCAAUGACUAUUCAAGACACUGAAAUUCCUUCUCCUAUUCAGCAUGUAUCAUUGACAUGGAAGUUACAUUCAUUAUCUGUCAAUUUCCUUGUUGGAAUGGAAAUACUUGAACAAGAUCAGGACAGGGAAACUUUUGAGGCUUUGCAGGAUCUUUAUGGUGAGCUUCUUGAUAAGGCAAGGUUAAACCAGAGUAAAUCUGAUGAUAAAAAGGAUAUCGAGUUCCUGAAAUUUCAAUCUGAGAUUCAUGAAGGUUACUCAAUAGUUAUUGAUGACCUUGUAGAGCAAUUUUCUGCUAUAUCUUAUGGUGAUAUGAUUUUUGGCCGGCAAAUUUCACUUUACCUACACCGCUGUGUUGAAGCUUCCACUCGACUUCUUGCCUGGAAUACACUGUCUAAUGCCCACGUUCUUGAGCUUUUACCACCUCUAGAGAAAUGCUUUUCUGCGGCCGAAGGAUACCUUGAACCUACUGAGGAUAAUGAAAGGAUUUUGGAGGCUUAUGCCAAGUCCUGGGUUUCUGAUUCCCUUGACAGGGCUGUCAUUCGAGGAACAGUUUCAUAUACGCUGGUUGUCCAUCACCUGUCUUCCUUUAUAUUUAAUGCUUGUCCAGUGGAUAAGUUAUUGCUGCGGAACAGGCUUGCUAGAUCUUUAUUGCGGGAUUAUGCUGGGAAACAACGACAUGAGGGAAUGUUAUUGAACCUCAUCCACCAUAACAAGUCACCUAAAUCCGACACGGAUGAGCAGCUUGAAAACACUUGGUUAGAGGCCAGGCUAAAAGUAUUGACUGAGGCUUGUGAGGGAAAUUCCUCUCUUCUGACCCAAGUUAAUAAGUUAAAGGCUGCUGCAGAGAAGAGUUCAUUGUGACGUGACCCAUUUAUAAAAAUAGGUAAAUAUUAGAGAAUGGUGUCUACUAGUUUUGUUUUGUCCAUCAAGAUUCUCUGAAGGAACUCCAAAGGCAUACAAUGUACAUAUUGAAAGGAUUGGAUUUUGAUUAAAGGGUAGAAAAGAUCCAUGGCUGCUCCUUAAGAAUAUGGAAUUCUGGCUGAGGUGUUUGAGGACAAGGUAUAUCAAGUUAUUAUGGUCUUUGUUGGGACUUUGAAGUCACGAAUGAAUUUCUUUUGCUUUGCCAUGAAGUUUAUUACUAA